Suillus subalutaceus is the source of this 1158-nucleotide messenger RNA. RefSeq lists its product as uncharacterized. The transcript has 8 exons. Bases 1 to 1158 code for a protein of 385 amino acids. NCBI's taxonomy places the organism in Eukaryota, Fungi, Basidiomycota, Agaricomycetes, Boletales, Suillaceae. The record is from RefSeq and is a predicted model, not a curated record.
AUGAUCCCUGGAUUGGAAGCAACACUUGAUAGCUGGCGUUCAAAGCCACGAACAUCCAGCGAAUAUACAUAUAUCAUUGAUGGGGAUGUGUCUCGCGUGAAUCUUAAGGCACCCGAUGGGACACUGUUCUUCUUUUCAAACUGUCCAGACAAACCUGAAGGUCCGAACAAAGAACUUUGCCAAGGUAUCAAUCUAGUGAUUGAGUGCUAUGUACUAUACCUCAACUAUGGAAUUGAACGAAUCGAAAUUGAAAAGACUCGUCAAGCUGAGAGCACAAUUUCUAAUCGAAGAGCACCCAAGGUAGCUAAACGGCAAGGUAAGGAAGCCCAUGCACGUGAGAAGGCUCGUAUUGCCAAGGAGAAGGAAAUCGACUCUGCUGCCAAAAUCGAUGCAAGUCUCAAAGCCGCUGCUACAAAACAAGCAGAGAAGGUUCGACUCGCUGCUGAGAAGGAGGCUCAGAAGGCUCGUUUCUCCGCAGAGACAAAAGCAGCGAGAUAUCGCAAGAAGGUGACGGAAAGACUCUCAUGUAAUGCUCGAUCAGAACUGCUCACUACUUGUACCGCUGAUGAUGUUCCCCCUGUGGCUGACGCAGGUGAUGAGAGCGAUAAAGAGCUUACCUUUGAUCUGCAUUCAGAUGAUGAUGCUGAUUUUCUGAAGCGCUCUGCUGCCCUUCGAAUGUUGAUGCAUCAUACUGUGUCAGACCCGGAUAUCGACCAUGCAGAUACUCUGAUCCGGCGAUAUACGAGCGAGUUACUCAGGCAUUACGCCUCGAAUGGCAUCAAACCAAGCCACCAUUAUGCCACACAUAUUGCAAGUUUUACAAAUUACCACGCAGAUGGAGAACCUGAGACGACAUUCGUUUCAGAGUUCCACCGAAUGUGCGAAUCAAAUCGCUUCAUGCCCGAAGAGGCUCUGCCAUGCGAGGUGGCAGAGAAUUUGCUGAAAGCUUCAGCUGAAGGGCGCGGUACAGUUGUAGAUCUUCCAGAUGUAUCUAAAGAGUUAGACAAGGUUAACGCUGACGGGUUUUGUUUCCGCUCACCUCUUACCACUGUAUACUGCCGAUCUGACGGUCCUGUUAUCCCUCAUAGUAUUCCACUUAACCGCGAGGCAACUUUGUUUGACUAUGUUGUUAUCAAAGGCAAGCGGUGUUAUGCAUGA